This is a messenger RNA of Mercenaria mercenaria, 2658 nucleotides long. RefSeq lists its product as uncharacterized. The record is from RefSeq and is a predicted model, not a curated record. The transcript has 3 exons. NCBI's taxonomy places the organism in Eukaryota, Metazoa, Mollusca, Bivalvia, Venerida, Veneridae. Bases 216 to 2027 code for a protein of 603 amino acids.
UUCACAUUAUACCAAUGGCACUUUACCAGCCUUCAAACAACUACGCAGUUUUAACUUGCUGAGGAAUCUAAAGAGGAUGAUUAUAUUAUAAUAAAUUUCUCAACUGUAUAUGAAAAACAAAGUUCUUCAAAAACUGCAGAAUCUAUCUGGUUAAGUAUCAAGCAAGAAGUUAUAAAAGAAACAGAAAGAAAAGUAGUCAUCAAAGAUUUUUAAGAAUGUCUCAAGCUUCACAUAAUACACAGCCUGUAUCACUGAGACUGUCAGAGGUCCUUGCGGAUAUAGGAGUGGAUGAGAGAACUGUGAUGAAGAGGAGAAAAACAUACAUGCUGAUAGAAUCUAUGGGUAUAUCAUCAUAUCUACUACAAGAUCUGAAUAGUUCAGAAUUCAUUUUAGGCAGUCAAACAGAGGGAACAACAACAGUAGGACUUAAGUCAGACAUUGACAUACUUCUCUGUAUUGAAGACUUUCAUGUUAUACAAGACUCGAGUGAGUGUAAACCUCAUGUAACAAAUUACUUGAUGAUCCAGGAUGACACUGUAGCACCGGGUUACUGUUUACUACAACGUCUGAGUGAAAAUGGUCUUCGUCCGAAUACCCAUGUAUCUGAUGAACACCACUUCAGAGACAGGUCAGGGAGAGUGCUACUAAGGAAUACAAUAGUCCCUGCAAUGACAAAAGUAUCGCUUGAUGCAAGAGGUCCUGCUAAAGCAGUUAGACAUGGUCCGGCCCAUACCCUUACUAUACAAUUUCAGGGUUUCAACACUGACUUUGUUGCUGCUUUUUCCUGCAAAUCGUGGCCUCUAAAAGCUAGGCAAUGGUUAGACCAGCAAGGUGUAGGUAAGUGGCCUUCAGAUGAUAUAAGGAGAUGUUGCAGCAAUACUGGAUGUUUUGUUGUUGGAGUUGGAUGUAAGGGCAGUAAAUAUGAAGAGUUUGAAUGGAGAAUAUCAACAUCUUUAGCAGAAAGAUACUUAAUGUUCAGUCUCAAUAUCACACAGAUUCGGUGUUACGUGUUGAUGAAGAUGUUGUUAAAAACUUACAUCAACCCAUACUAUGAAGAGACCAUUUCAAGUUUCAUGUGUAAAACAGUGCUAUUCCAGUCCAUUGUAAAUACACAUUGUAAUUUCUGGAGAGAAAGUAACUUAAUUUCCUGUCUCACAAUGUGUUUAUUAGUCCUCUACAACUAUGUUUUGAAUGAAAGCUGUCCACAUUUCAUUAUAUCUGUUAACAAUUUGAUGGCAGGACAUAUUACACAUGAAUCUAAACCUCACAUUCUUGAAAUUUUGCAGAAUAUUAUAAAAAGUGAAGGAGCAGCAUUACUCGAGGUAGAAUGUGAUGAUCUUGGUGCAAGGCUUCUUGGGAAGUUUACUUAUUUAAGCCAAUUAAGUUACCGGUACAUAAUUCCAGGAGCAUUAUUAUGUUCAACAUCAUACAAACUUGUAAUAUAUGUAUAUGAAUGUCUAAUUUCUAUUAGCAACUGCAGUUUUAAAUUGGCUAUACAAACAUUACUGAAGUAUAUUUUCAAACUUAACAGUAUUUCUAAUCAAGGUCAGGAACUGUACCAAAAGGCUUGCACCCUUCUUACACCAUGGUUCUGUACAACACUGGGAUCUGUCCUGGCAUCAUGCAGCAUUCAAAAGGACAACCGUAUAUCAGAAUAUGCUCUCGGCUGGAUCUCAAUGGGUCUGAACACAGAUGUUUCAUCUGGUAAACUGAAGCAAGCAUCCAUAUUUUACUGUAUCGGGGAUAGCCAAAGAACAGAAAUUGUUCUCAGAGACAUUGAGGGAAACUAUGAUCUAAACAUAGUUGAACCUAUUUGUAAAUGCCAUGAGUUCAACAAACUAUCUCCGAGAAGAGGAUUUAAUGCAGAAUCUGACAAUCAUAAUGAAGAAGCUAUACAGCAUAUUGCAGAUUUCUGCCAUGUGAAAGUAACUGUGUUCCACAUGAACUACGGUAUGAAAUGUUCAGGUCUACAAAAGAUGACCUUGCUUUCAGAUCAAAAUAUGACAAAUGGAUGGAUUGGGCAGUAGCAGAUUCGCUCCCUUACUUGUACUUUCUACAAUAUAAGAUCUACAGCUAUCUUGGAAGACAAGAUGAAAAGCAAAGAGCACUUUCCAAUCUCAUCAAAACUAUUAAACAGGAACCAAACCUCGGACACAGGGAAACAGCCUUUAAUUUACUAGGACAAUGUAUGGAAGGUGAAGACAGACCAAAUGAUGCUUUGAACUAUUAUUUAUUAUCUCUCAGUCUAAGGGGAAGAAACAAUGCUGCCAAGAUCCAUAUAUGUAGACUCAUAUCUAAACUGAUAAAUGACCCGGCUCGAAACCAAUCAUUCCAGUAAAGUUUCAACGUAAGGUAAUUUUGGAGAUGUAGUGCAUCAAGGACUGAUUUUGGAGAUGAAGUCAAUCAAGGAGUGAAUUUAGAGAUUAAGUCCAGACAAAAACUGAGUGUAUAAACUAAAUCUUGGAUUACUUUUUCACUAAACUUGCUUAUCAAUAAUUCAACAAUUGAAUUGCUACAGAUGAACUAAACAUGGUGAAUUUUAAAAGCAUUGUAGAUAUGAGAAAAACUAAAAUUUUUUAACAUAAAGCCUGCACUAUACAUAGUUUAUGUUUGAAAUGUUAUAUGAUUACUGAAAAUAAAUAUUGAUUUGAUUUGAAA